This is a messenger RNA of Arabis nemorensis, 1794 nucleotides long. The record is from the annotation of a GenBank genome assembly. NCBI's taxonomy places the organism in Eukaryota, Viridiplantae, Streptophyta, Magnoliopsida, Brassicales, Brassicaceae.
AUGAAUCAAGCACGUCGUUGGCAGAGGAUUUUGAUCCUCUCGCUGCUAUUGUUAUCCGUCUUCGCUCCGAUUGUUUUCGUUUCGAAUCGCCUCAAGAGCAUCACUUCCGUCGAUAGAGGAGAAUUCAUCGAAGAGUUAUCCGACAUUGACAGAGAAGGCUUCAAGGAGCUUAAACGAAUUCUACAUGAUCAGGAGGAGUUUAAUCCUGUGGUUUGGUCCAGUUCCUCUAAUAAAAGUCGUGAUGCUUCGCAGUCUAAUGAGGGAGACAAACAAAAAUAUCUCUCAGAAAUUGGUGGGGGAAAGAAUGACACAACUAAGGAGGAACAAGCAGUAGUUUCACAGCAAACGACAGUAAGCUCUGAUGCAGAUGAGAAAUUUCCUGCCAGAUAUAUUCAACUUAAUCAUAGAACUGAAUUCCAACCCCCUCUUCUUAAGAAUGAAAAGAAUACAAGGGUCCAGCCUGAAAGGGCAACAGAUGAGAGGGUAAAAGAAAUCAGAGACAAAAUCAUCCAAGCAAAAGCCUAUCUGAAUUUGGCCCUACCUGGGAAUAACUCCCAAAUAGUGAAGGAGUUGAGAGUUCGAACAAAAGAGCUGGAACGGGCUGUCGGUGAUGUCACCAAAGAUAAAUAUUUGUCUAAGAGCUCUCCUCAAAGAUUGAAGGCCAUGGAAAUUGCUUUAUACAAGGUCAGUCGUGUCUUUCACAACUGCCCUGCCAUUGCUACCAAACUCCAUGCCAUGACUUAUAAAGCUGAAGAACAAGCUCGGGCUCAGAAGAAGCAAGCAUCAAAUUUAAUGCAGCUUGCAGCUAGGACUACCCCAAAAGGUCUUCAUUGUCUCUCAAUGAGGUUGACAACAGAAUACUUUACCCUGGACCAUGAAAAAAGGCAGCUUUUUAACCAAGGUUAUAAUAAUCCUGAUCUCUACCAUUACGUCGUCUUCUCUGACAAUGUUCUGGCCUGUGCGGUUGUUGUCAACUCUACAAUCUCCUCUUCAAAGGAACCGGAAACAAUAGUAUUUCAUGUGGUGACGGAUUCACUCAGUUACCCAGCAAUCUCAAUGUGGUUUACAUUAAACCCGGCUGGCAGAGCUACAAUCCAAAUCCUAAACAUUGAUGAUAUGAAUGUCCUGCCUUUAGACCAUGCUCAAUUGCUGAUGAAGCAAAAUUCAAGUGACCCGCGUAUCAUUUCAGCGCUUAACCAUGCACGCUUCUAUCUCCCAGAUAUUUUUCCAGAUCUGAACAAGAUCGUACUCUUUGACCAUGAUGUAGUAGUUCAAAAAGAUCUAAGUAGACUGUGGAGCCUUGACAUGAAUGGAAGAGUUGUUGGAGCUGUAGAGACUUGUCUCGAAGGUGAACCUUCAUUUUGUUCGAUGGACACAUUCAUUAAUUUCUCAGAUGCAUGGGUUGCUCAGAAAUUUGAUCCUAAGGCUUGCACUUGGGCAUUCGGGAUGAAUCUUUUCGAUCUCAAAGAAUGGAGAAGACAGGAUUUGACAUCUGCAUACCUGAAAUACUACGACCUGGGAGUAGAAAGACAUCUGUGGAAAGCAGGGAGCUUGCCGAUAGGUUGGUUGACUUUCUUUGGGCAAAUGUUACCUUUGGACAAGAGAUGGAACAUGGUUGGGUUAGGUCACGAAUCAGGAGUCAGAGCAAGCGACAUCGAACAAGCAGCAGUUAUACACUACGACGGUAUCAUGAAACCGUGGCUAGACAUCGGUAUAGACAAAUACAAGCGGUACUGGAACAUACAUGUACCUUACCAUCAUCCAUACAUACAACGGUGCAACAUUCACGAUUGA